Phytophthora sojae is the source of this 948-nucleotide messenger RNA. RefSeq lists its product as hypothetical. Bases 1 to 948 code for a protein of 315 amino acids. NCBI's taxonomy places the organism in Eukaryota, Oomycota, Peronosporomycetes, Peronosporales, Peronosporaceae. The transcript has a single exon. The record is from RefSeq and is a predicted model, not a curated record.
AUGUGCUGGCUGCCACCAAGCAGCAAGCCGCGACAGCCCCAAGCCUCCGUCGUGCACCACCAGCAACAGACCCUCAAGCGGUGGGCCAGCGUGGUCAUCGCGCCUCGACGCGGCGUCAAGCGCCAACGGGUUGCAGCCGUGGACUCCAGCUACCAAUCAACCAGCUGGGGGAACGAGCGAUCCGCUGGCGCCUCCGUGGGCUCGCCAAGGUCGCUGCAGUUCGCGCUGCCUGGCCUGACGAGCCGCGACACCCUCCGAGUGCUGCACGCAAUGCACGCCGUGCCCAGCGAGCUGCGCCACCUCAACGGUAGCGCCAGCCGCAGCCACCUGCGACGCCGCAGUAGGGUGCGGCAGGUAUUUGGCUGGCGCCAUCUGCUGUGCCAGGAGGAGGAGGACGAAAAUGCAUCCAGCCGUAUCGUGUGGAAGAGCGCCAAGGCGCUCGAGAGCAUGAGGAUGCGGCCGCUGGCUCGCCAGAUCUGGCGAGCGAGCACCGAAGCCACCGGCGAUCUCGACAGCGGAGAAGUGCUGUACACAGUCAACAGCAUCGCGCGGGUGGUUCACUCCACGAAGCCGAUGUACGGCUCGCGUCGUCGCGCCCGCGACCAGGUCUGGCUGGAGUGCUACCUCGACGACGGGCUGCAGGUGUGCGUGGCGCGCAAGGAGCUGCGCCAGUUCAGCGAGUACUGCGCGCCGGAGACGUCGGCCACCGAGUGCCAGGGCUUCCUGGUGCGCCCCGUGUACACGAGGGCGAUCAAGUCGCAGCUAGCAGGCUGCUCGGUGCAGUGCCUCCGGGCGGUCGACGCGCGCGAUUGCGGGGCGCGAUCCGCCCCAGCUCUCAAGCAGCAGCUGAUCGACGACCUCCCGCGACUCACCUUGCAGUGGGAAGAAGACUACCUCUACGACCUGGUGCAGGCGCCGCAAGUUCUCCUGGACAGCAUCUUCGCCUGA